Drosophila ficusphila is the source of this 5218-nucleotide messenger RNA. It is a transcript of the gene Smurf, whose product is annotated as E3 ubiquitin-protein ligase Smurf1. The transcript is spliced from 8 exons. Gene Ontology annotation, molecular function: ubiquitin-protein transferase activity; protein binding. Gene Ontology annotation, biological process: negative regulation of BMP signaling pathway; ubiquitin-dependent protein catabolic process. NCBI's taxonomy places the organism in Eukaryota, Metazoa, Arthropoda, Insecta, Diptera, Drosophilidae. The coding region runs from base 857 to 4051 and encodes 1064 amino acids. The record is from RefSeq and is a predicted model, not a curated record.
GCCACCACUAAUUAAAAUGGCGUUCGAGGUUGUAGUUAAAUUUUUAAGAGAAUCCAAAAAACAAUAACGCGUGUGGCCGCGACAGCAUAUUUCGCGCAUUAUCUACCGUUCCGUGGACGUGCAGGCGUGUGGGCGUGCGUAGCUCACAGAAUUUGUUAGCCGAUUCGAGUGAACGAGAGCCAAAGAGUUGUGGCUCCGUUGGUUAUUAUUGCAAAUUUUAGUACCACACAUACUCGCUCAACGAUAGCGACAGAAAUACGAGUGCGAGUAAAUAGUGAGGCACCCAUACUGGAGCAGCGACUAAAUUAAAGUUAAUUAAACGCCUAGUGGUAUUUCAUUUAAUGCAAUUUGUGAAAUAAUAGACGGAAAGAGAGGGAGGGAGGCAGAUCGAAGCGAAUUGCUACUCCCCCGCUCCCACUCACCCCUGCAGCAUGCGUGAGCUGAUUCUGUGUGAAGGUGCGUGAGAGAGUGAGUGAGACAUGUGCGUGUGAGGUGCAGCAGCAGCAACCAACAACAAAGGCAAAACAAUUUUGGCUUGUAAAAAGUAAAACAGCAAAUCGGUGUUAUUAUUUAUAUACAUGAAUAUCUAUGUGCGUGUGCCAUGACACACAGCCACUACGAUUUCAACCUUCAAGGCUACCGCAAUAGCGAUAACAACAAAAACAACUGCAGUUACCUUCGGCAAUGAAAUUUCCUCUCACCGCCCUCACCUGCUCCUUUUUAUCCUCUGUUUCCUUCACCCUUCCUCCAUCGCCUUCAACAACAAACAUGCCCGCGACGUAUAAAUAAUCAAUAUACAAAAUAAAUCCAUUUAUUUUUAUACAAACCAAACAAUAUCAAUUAAAAGUCGGAAAUUAUGAAUAAAUUGGAUUACCCACGUCGCAAUGGUACACACAAAGUUCGAAUAACGAUAUUGUGUGCUAGAAACUUGGCCCGCAAGGAUUUGUUUCGUCUGCCCGAUCCCUUUGCCAAGGUUCAGGUGGAUGGAACCGCCCAGGUUUAUUCGACGGAGAUAAGCAAGUCCUCCCUGGAUCCCAAAUGGAAUGCACACUACGAUUUGUUUCUGGGCAUUGGCGAUGCCAUCACGAUAACCGUGUGGAACCAGCGCAAGAUACACAAGGGGAGUGGAUUCCUGGGCUGUGUGAGGAUACCCGCGUUCAACAUACAGAGCCUCAAAGGAGCCGGAUUUCAGCGCUUGGACCUGGGAAAACUGUCGCCGGAUGACGACGAGCUGGUGCGCGGUCAGAUCAUCAUUUCGCUGCUUUCCAAGGACGGCCCCAGUAGUGGCAAUCCCUUGGCGAUCGUGGGACCCAGUGGCGAUGUUCGCGGGCCGUCGGAGGACGACUCUUCGGAGGACAGUUUGCCCGAGGGCUGGGAGGAACGUCGCACGGACAAUGGACGCAUCUACUAUGUGAACCAUGCCACCAAGACCACGCAGUGGGACCGGCCCAGGCACGCUAGCGGAGUGGGUGGCCAGACCACCUCGCCGCAUCAGCGCCACAAUGCGCACAACGGCAAUUCAGGCGGUGAUCGACAGGCGCCGGCUGGACCAACGCGCUCCACGACCUGCACGAAUCUGAUGAACGGCGGCCACCGCAGCAGAGAGUCGGCGGUCACGGCCUUGGACGAGCGACGGCACUCCACGGAAAUCCUGUCCAGUGCCGGCAAGGAGAACACCAGCCCCACAACCCCUGUUUCGGCCACGGCCACGCCCGGCAAGAAGACCACCUCAUCGAACUCAUCCUCUUCGAGUGGUCGCACUCUGGAGCAGCGCCCCACAAACGAACCGGCAACGCCCACUAGCAGCACUACGGCGGCGUCGGUUCGCCUGCACAGCAACAACGACAAUCAUGUGAAAACGCCAAAGCACCAAACGAACGGCCAUGCUCCGCCAGAGGCUACGCCCACCUCGCCCACGGGCCAGCAGAACUAUGUGAACGGGAAUGCCCAGAACGGGAGUGGCGCUGGAACCGGAAGUGGCCAGGCGGCGCAGCCCCAAAGUGCAAGCAACGGCUGGGCGCAGGAGGAUGCCACAACGACGACAUCGCCCGCGUCGACGACAACUCCUCCCAGGCACAGCCAGAGUCCGCCGACCCCGAACACAUCGCCACCUGCCUCGGUGACGCCCUCUGCCAACGGGAAUGUGCACAGUCCGAAUGCAAACAGCACACCGGGACGAGGCGGGAGCGAGGGAGGUGGAAGCAGAUCCUACACAGCAGCCACUCCCGGCCAGCGUUCGCAGCGCCGCAGUUCGCGACAGCAGGGCGAGGAGUCCUCCACAAGGCGACGCUCGUCGCGAGGAACUCGAAACGGAGGCACCUCUGGUGGCGGCGGCGGUGGAGGAUCUGGGCAGCGAUACGCUUCGGCGGCCAUUGCCGCUGCCAACCAGGCAGCUCGUCCCUUCCUGGAUCUGCCACCGGGCUAUGAAAUGCGCACUACGCAGCAGGGCCAGGUGUACUUCUUUCACAUACCCACGGGCGUCUCCACGUGGCACGAUCCACGGAUUCCCCGUGACUUCGACACCCAGCACCUUACCCUGGAUGCGAUCGGACCGCUGCCGAGUGGCUGGGAGCAGCGGAAGACGGCCUCGGGAAGGGUGUACUUUGUGGACCACAACAAUCGGACCACGCAGUUCACGGAUCCCCGGCUGAGCGGCAGCAUCCUGCAGAUGAUUCGACGGGGAGCAGUGCCACCGGCGGCGGCGAAUUCCGGGGCACCUGCUCCACCGGCUGCCAAUCCUGCACCGGCCACGCCCUCAGCCACGGCAGCCGUUCCGGCCCAGACAACGGUUGCGAGCAACGCCACAACAACGACGACCACAGCAAACCCGCCCCAUCGCAUCGUUCCGGACCUGCCGCAGGGAUUGCUCGAGGGCGCCGACCUCCUGCCCAAGUACCGCCGCGAUCUGGUGGGCAAGCUGCGAGCUCUGCGCACCGAGCUGCAGACGAUGCAACCGCAAUCCGGCCACUGCCGUCUGGAGGUGUCGCGCAACGAGAUUUUCGAGGAGAGCUAUAGACUGAUUAUGAAAAUGCGGGCCAAGGACAUGCGCAAGCGUCUGAUGGUGAAGUUCAAGGGCGAGGAGGGUCUGGACUACGGCGGAGUGGCGCGCGAGUGGCUGCACCUGCUCUCGCGCGAGAUGCUGAACCCGCAGUACGGCCUCUUCCAGUACAGCCGGGAUGACCACUACACGCUGCAGAUCAACCCAGACUCUGGAGUGAAUCCCGAUCACCUGUCCUACUUUCACUUCGUGGGACGCACCCUGGGCAUUGCCGUGUUUCACGGUCACUGCCUGGAUGGUGGAUUCACUACACCCUUCUACAAGCAGCUGCUGAACAAGCCAAUCACGCUUGGUGAUAUUGAGGGCGUGGAUCCUGAGCUGCAUCGCAGCCUCACCUGGAUGCUGGAGAGUAACAUCAGCGGCAUCAUCGAGUCGACUUUCAGUGUGGAGAACAAUAGCUUUGGCGCUCUGGUGGUACACGAACUGAAGCCUGGUGGUGCCUCCAUUCCCGUGACGGAGGAGAACAAGCGGGAGUACGUGAAGCUCUAUGUGAACUAUCGUUUCAUGCGCGGCAUCGAGCAGCAGUUUUUGGCCUUGCAGAAAGGGUUCUGUGAGCUGAUACCCAGCCAUCUCUUGCGACCGUUUGAUGAGCGCGAACUGGAAUUGGUCAUCGGCGGCAUCUCCAGCAUCGAUGUCAACGACUGGCGGAACAAUACGAGACUGAAGCACUGUACGAACGAAACGACGCAGGUGUUGUGGUUCUGGCAGGUGGUCGAGUCUUAUAGCUCCGAGAUGCGAGCCCGCCUGCUGCAGUUUGUGACUGGAUCGUCGCGAGUGCCGCUUCAGGGAUUCCGGGCGUUGCAAGGCUCCACGGGAGCGGUGGGCCCACGACUGUUCACUAUUCACCUAACUGCCGACGUGCCCACACAAAACCUGCCCAAGGCGCACACCUGCUUUAACCGGAUCGAUUUGCCACCCUACGAGACGUACCAGCUGCUCUGCGACAAGCUGACGCAGGCCGUUGAGGAGACCUGUGGCUUCGCCGUGGAGUGAAGAGCAGCAAAUGAAGUUACCAACUCCCGAUCCACGCAUAUGCAUAUACAUAGACACCUUUCAAUAUAUAUAAUACACAACAUUAUAAAGCAACAUAUAUCAAGGCGAUUUGAAAUCAAAAUUGUACUGACCCUGGUCAAGAUGAUAAGUUUUUAUUUUUAUUUGUUUGUUGAUGAACUGCUUCCGCAGCGCUGUUUAAUCUUGUGUGCUGCGCAUUUUGCAGUUAAAAAUUUAAUUAUUUAGCGAGUAUGUACUGACUCAUCGUAUACAUAGUUACCAAGUGCAUAUAUAACAUGAGUAUAUACACUUUCACACCCCCGAAACCGACAUAUACAUAUUUAUAUAUAUAUCUACCCUGGCCUUUGUUCGUUUACGUCGUGGCGCGUGUUAUAAAUUGUAGUUUAAAAUAUUACGAAACCAAUUAUACAUACAAUUAUACAAGAUUAUACAUAUAUCAUAGUUGAUAAUUAGGCAUAACAAAAUUUUUAAUUGUAGGCAUUGGACCGGCAAUUCUUUCGUGCUUUUGUUUACUUUAGUACAUUUUUGAUGUUUAUUAAUUACAUUUUGUACAUUUUUAUAAAACACAAAUCGAACUCACUGCUAAGUUUUUAAUUAUUGUUUAAAUCGUCCUUAAACACACCGCACAUCUGCAUCAACACACACUCAUCGACACACCUAGCUUGCAUAUUUUAUAAGUAGUAUGUGAGCAAAACGAUUGCCUACCCCAAAAAUGAAACGAAAAAAUAUGAGAGCAAAACAAAACACUUGAAAAAUUACUCAAUUAUUAAAUUAGUUAUUUUUUAAAUUUUUAAAUAAAUGCAAUUAUUUAAAUUACCCUUUUGUUGAUUUUAAUUUUAUUCCCUGCCGCAUCGCCAAAAUCAAAACUCUAAAGGAUCAAACUUCAUAUACACCUACAUCUUUAAUACAACAUAUUUACAUAAGUUUUUAAUGAAAACGAAUUGGACAAAUUUCUAGAAAGUGAUAUUAGUGAAAAUUUUAUCUGACUUUAAUUAAAACUUACCAUUUGGUAGAUAUUUAAGAACCCCACCCUGUACCCGUUUCCAAAACCACCCAAAGCCCCAAAAUGUAGUGCAUAUGUGAGAUCUAUUGAUUUUUUAUUAAGAACGAGGAUUCAACCCUUGGAUUUAAGCAGAUAGAAGUUACCCC